Camelina sativa (false flax) is the source of this 1588-nucleotide messenger RNA. Its product is annotated as omega-hydroxypalmitate O-feruloyl transferase-like. Gene Ontology annotation, molecular function: acyltransferase activity, transferring groups other than amino-acyl groups. Lineage: Eukaryota; Viridiplantae; Streptophyta; Magnoliopsida; Brassicales; Brassicaceae. The record is from RefSeq and is a predicted model, not a curated record.
UCAUGCCUGCUGGAUGAUACAUCAAACAAAUAACCAAUCUAUAUAUGCAAGAACAACACCUACAACCUAUCUCUCACCUAAACCCUUCCCGGUUUAACUUGUUGAGUUCUCGCUACAUAUUCUCCCCAUUUUCCUCAUGGGUAUUGGUGUAAAACCAAAACCUUUUCAUCUAAUAGAUCAAAAUGUGCAUCCAAGAACUUCAUUUCUCUCAUCUCCAUAUCCCAGUCACCAUCAACCAGAAAUUUCUUGUACAUCCAUCAAGUCCAACACCUGCAAAUCAAUCUCCUCACCAUAGUCUCUAUCUAUCAAACCUAGAUGAUAUAAUCGGAGCACGAGUUUUCACUCCCUCCGUGUAUUUCUAUCGAUCAACCAAUACUCGAGAAUCUUUGGUACUGGAACGGCUUCGAGAUGCUCUCGCUGAGGUUUUAGUUCCGUAUUAUCCACUCUCUGGUAGGCUAAGGGAAGUUGAAAAUGGCAAACUGGAAGUUUUCUUUGGAGAAGAUCAAGGUGCGUUAAUGGUCUCGGCGAAUUCUUCAAUGGCUUUAGCUGAUCUUGGAGAUCUCACAGUGCCAAAUCCAGCCUGGUUACCAUUAAUCUUUCGAAAUCCUGAAGAAGAAGCUUACAAGAUCCUCGAAAUGCCUUUACUUAUAGCUCAAGUAACGUUUUUCACGUGCGGUGGAUUUAGCCUUGGAAUAAGACUUUGCCAUUGCAUCUGCGAUGGUUUUGGAGCUAUGCAGUUUCUUGGCUCGUGGGCAGCUACUGCGAAAAUCUGUAAAUUGAUUACAGAUCCUGAACCGGUUUGGGAUAGAGAGACUUUCAAACCAAGAAACCCACCAAUGGUGAAAUACCCACAUUAUGAAUAUCUUCCAAUCGAAGAACGAUCAAAUUUGACGAACUCUUUGUGGGAUAUGAAACCACUGCAGAAAUGUUACAGGCUAAGCAGACAGUUUCAGUGUCGGGUUAAAAGCACUGCUCAAGCUCAGGACUCAAGCUUAGUAUGCAGCACGUUUGAUGCAAUGGCUGCACACAUAUGGAGAUCAUGGGUCAAAGCACUUGAUGUGAAGCCACUAAAUUACAAUCUCAGGCUCACGUUUUCGGUCAACGUAAGAACAAGACUCAAAACCCUAAACUUAAGAAAAGGGUUUUACGGCAAUGUUGUAUGUUUGGCCUGUGCUAUGAGCAGUGUUGACAGUCUUAUUAACGAUUCUUUAGCUAAGACAACACGUUUGGUUCAGGAGGCGAGACUUAGGGUUUCAGAGGAUUACUUACGGUCUAUGGUGGAUUACGUUGAGGUAAAUAGGCCAAAGAGGUUAGAGUUUGGUGGGAAGCUAACGAUAACGCAGUGGACCCGGUUUGAAAUGUAUGAGACUGCGGAUUUUGGAUGGGGUAAACCGGUUUAUGCAGGACCAAUUGACUUGAGGCCUACGCCGCAGGUUUGUGUGUUGUUGCCUCAAGGAGGAGUUGAGCCGGCUAAUGAUGAACAAAGCAUGGUGGUUUGCCUUUGCUUGCCUCCUUCUGCUGUUCAUAAUUUCACUCGGAUUCUAUCUUUAAAUGAUUGUACAUAAAUAAGUCAAUGAUACGAACCAAU